CUUAUACAUUCAUAGUUCAAAUGUCGACAUUGAAAGCAAGAUAUAGUUCAAACACUGCCAACGAGGUGAUUGAAGUACCUUUGGAUAACAGCAAACCUUUAACGGAAUCUAUCAUUAACUUACAAAACCGCGUGAAUGAGGUUUUAACAAAAGUUUUGGAAGAAGAAAAACAAGCCAAAAAAACCGCUACGGCAGUAUCCACAGUAGAACAGGAUGCUAAGGAGGAGGAAUUGAAAGAAAUGAAUGCCGAAGAAGAAGAUACAGAUUCACCUAUGGCUGUAGAUAGACCUGAAGUGGAAGAUAAACAAAGUGUCAAAAAACAAAAGACGGAUGUAUAGUUAAAAAUAAAGUGUUCUCUAUUUUUAUUGCAA
Mucor mucedo is the source of this 371-nucleotide messenger RNA. RefSeq lists its product as uncharacterized. The transcript has a single exon. The record is from RefSeq and is a predicted model, not a curated record. The coding region runs from base 21 to 338 and encodes 105 amino acids. Lineage: Eukaryota; Fungi; Mucoromycota; Mucoromycetes; Mucorales; Mucoraceae.